AUGGUUCUUGGGGAAAUUCCAAACCACAUAUGCAAAGACAUUCGGCCUUUGCGUAAUUUGGAGCUCUAUGUUCUCAAGGAUCUCAGAGACCUUGAUAUCACCCACCUUUGCUAUCUCCAUGCCAUCAGCCUGGGCAGGGUGGUUAUCAGCUCCAACAAGCUGAUGGAUGUCGUCCAGCAGUGCUGUGACGCACUGCGCCGGGUGAAAUUGGUCGAAGUGGAUUUGAACAUUGGAGCCUGGGCCCAAGCUUUUGAUGGCCUUGCGGGUCUCCCCCGACUUCGUUUCGUCAAAAUCGACAACUGCGGCUAUUCUCGAGCUGGGCCCACUGCUAGUCUCUUUGUACAGCAAAAUACCCACCGCGCGGUCCACGGUGGGUGUGAAUAG
Molecule: messenger RNA, 384 nt
Organism: Penicillium alfredii
Lineage: Eukaryota; Fungi; Ascomycota; Eurotiomycetes; Eurotiales; Aspergillaceae
Exons: 2
Coding region: 1-384 (127 amino acids)
Source: RefSeq, a predicted model, not a curated record